This is a messenger RNA of Vitis vinifera (wine grape), 2379 nucleotides long. RefSeq names its product G-type lectin S-receptor-like serine/threonine-protein kinase At2g19130. The record is from RefSeq and is a predicted model, not a curated record. Lineage: Eukaryota; Viridiplantae; Streptophyta; Magnoliopsida; Vitales; Vitaceae. Gene Ontology annotation, biological process: recognition of pollen; protein phosphorylation. The transcript has a single exon. Gene Ontology annotation, molecular function: protein serine/threonine kinase activity; ATP binding. Bases 1 to 2379 code for a protein of 792 amino acids.
AUGGGCAUCAGAGUCCAGACUGGGUUCUUUUUUCUUCAUGUUCUGGUUCUCUUCUUUUUGUCUUUCUACAUGCAUCUCUCCAUUGGGGUAGAUACCAUCUUUCCAGGCCAACCUAUCUCUGGAAACCAGACAAUAACUUCACAGGAUGAAAGAUUUGAACUGGGUUUCUUCAAACCAAACAACUCCCAGAACUAUUACAUAGGGAUCUGGUACAAAAAAGUCCCAGUUCAUACAGUUGUUUGGGUGGCAAACAGAUAUAAACCCCUUGCUGAUCCUUUUUCGUCAAAACUAGAACUCUCCGUUAAUGGAAACCUUGUCGUCCAAAACCAGUCCAAAAUCCAAGUGUGGUCAACUAGCAUCAUCUCAAGCACCCUGAAUUCUACCUUCGCAGUUCUUGAGGACAGUGGAAAUCUGGUUUUGAGAAGCCGGUCAAAUUCCUCCGUUGUAUUAUGGCAGAGCUUUGAUCACCCUACAGACACAUGGCUGCCUGGCGGUAAGCUUGGAUUAAAUAAGCUUACCAAGAAGCAGCAAAUCUACUCUUCAUGGAGCAGUUAUGAUGAUCCUGCACCAGGGCCCUUCUUGCUCAAGCUAGACCCGAAUGGAACGAGGCAAUACUUUAUCAUGUGGAACGGAGACAAGCACUGGACUUGUGGGAUCUGGCCAGGGCGUGUUUCGGUCUUCGGUCCUGAUAUGUUAGAUGACAACUACAACAACAUGACCUAUGUGUCGAAUGAGGAAGAGAACUAUUUCACCUACUCAGUGACCAAAACCUCCAUUCUAUCAAGAUUUGUGAUGGAUUCAUCUGGGCAGCUCAGGCAGCUCACAUGGUUGGAGGACUCCCAACAGUGGAAGUUGAUCUGGUCUCGACCCCAGCAGCAAUGCGAGAUCUAUGCCUUAUGUGGGGAAUAUGGUGGCUGCAAUCAGUUCAGUGUUCCCACAUGUAAAUGCCUGCAAGGAUUUGAACCAAGGUUUCCCACAGAAUGGAUCUCUGGAAAUCACUCCCAUGGAUGUGUGAGGACAACCCCAUUGCAGUGCAGGAAAGGAGGAAAAGAUGGCUUCCGGAUGAUUCCAAACAUAAGAUUACCAGCAAAUGCUGUAUCUUUAACAGUAAGGAGCUCUAAAGAAUGUGAGGCUGCUUGCUUAGAGAACUGUACUUGUACUGCAUAUACUUUUGAUGGUGAGUGUUCAAUAUGGCUAGAAAAUUUGUUGAAUAUUCAGUAUCUUUCGUUCGGUGAUAAUCUGGGAAAAGAUCUACAUCUACGAGUGGCAGCGGUGGAGCUGGUAGUUUACAGAAGCCGGACAAAGCCAAGGAUCAAUGGGGACAUUGUGGGUGCUGCUGCAGGGGUUGCUACCCUAACCGUUAUCCUAGGGUUCAUCAUUUGGAAGUGCAGGAGAAGGCAGUUUUCUAGUGCAGUGAAGCCAACAGAGGACUUAUUGGUCCUCUAUAAGUACAGUGAUCUAAGGAAAGCAACAAAGAACUUUUCUGAGAAGUUGGGUGAAGGAGGCUUUGGUUCAGUGUUCAAAGGGACUCUGCCCAAUUCGGCUGAAAUAGCUGCGAAGAAACUCAAAUGCCAUGGACAGGGAGAGAAGCAGUUCAGAGCAGAAGUCAGCACCAUUGGGACAAUCCAUCACAUAAAUCUCAUUCGCCUUCGAGGGUUUUGUCUUGAAGGUACAAAAAGGUUUCUGGUCUAUGAAUACAUGCCCAAUGGCUCUCUAGAAAGCCAUUUGUUUCAGAAGAGCCCUAGGAUCUUAGACUGGAAAACAAGGUGCCAGAUUGCACUUGGGAUCGCUCGAGGCUUAGAGUAUCUCCACGAAAAGUGCAGAGACUGCAUCAUACAUUGUGAUAUCAAGCCAGAAAACAUACUACUGGAUGCUGGGUAUAAUCCUAAGAUUUCAGACUUUGGCUUAGCAAAGCUCUUAGGCCGGGACUUCAGCCGGGUUCUAACAACCGUAAAAGGAACCAGAGGAUACCUUGCACCAGAAUGGAUUUCAGGCAUAGCUAUCACUGCAAAAGCUGAUGUCUUCAGCUAUGGGAUGAUGCUUUUUGAGAUUAUAUCAGGAAGGAGGAACUGGGAGAUAAAGGAUGACAGGAUGAAUGAUUAUUUUCCAGCACAAGUCAUGAAGAAAUUAAGCAGAGGUGAGGAACUUCUAACCUUGCUAGAUGAGAAGUUGGAGCAGAAUGCAGACAUAGAAGAGCUCACCAGAGUCUGCAAAGUAGCUUGUUGGUGCAUUCAGGAUGAUGAAGGUGACAGACCCUCCAUGAAAUCUGUUGUUCAAAUACUCGAGGGAGCGCUGAACGUAAUCAUGCCACCAAUCCCAUCAUUUAUCGAAAACAUUGCAGAAAAUCCAGAGGAAGGCAGCCCCACCCCUGGGUUCUGA